Fusarium poae is the source of this 1779-nucleotide messenger RNA. RefSeq lists its product as uncharacterized. Gene Ontology annotation, molecular function: transmembrane transporter activity. The transcript is spliced from 3 exons. The record is from RefSeq and is a predicted model, not a curated record. Bases 1 to 1779 code for a protein of 592 amino acids. Gene Ontology annotation, biological process: transmembrane transport. NCBI's taxonomy places the organism in Eukaryota, Fungi, Ascomycota, Sordariomycetes, Hypocreales, Nectriaceae.
AUGGGCGUUUGGAAUAGGUUGCGGCCCCGUGUUGACUCUGGAGACAGUUCAGAUGUCGAUGCUACUGAGCUGAGAACUACCACUGACAAUGGAAAGAAUGGGCCAUCACCAGAAGAUGGCGUCAGUCCUAUUGCUGGGGACACCCUACCAGCAGACGAUGUCACUGAAGGUGUUAGGAACAUGGAAGCUAUCACACUCGUAUGGACCAAGAAGUCUCUCGUUACGCUCUUCAUCUGCAUCUGGUUCGUUUAUCUUCUCAACGCAUUUCAGAGCUCAACUGUUGGUAGCUUGGUACCCUACGUGACCAGUUCAUGGGGCGCUCAUUCUCUUCUCAACGUCAUUGAUGUGGUUGCGAGCUCAAUGACUGCUGCUGUGUUUAUCCCUCUAGCGAAGCUUCUUGAUCUCUGGGGUCGCGCCGAAGGGUAUCUUCUCAUGGUGGCGUUUGCUGAGUUGGGUCUCAUAUUGAUGGCUACGAGUACAAACCUGUCUAUUUACUGUGCUGCCAAUGUCUUCUACCAGGUCGGUUUCACAGGCCUCAUCUACAGCAUCGAUGUCGUGACCGCCGACGCAACCAAUCUCAAGAAUCGAGCUCUAGCCUACGCAUUCACAUCCUCUCCAUACAUGAUCUCUGCAUUCGCUGGAUCUUACGCUUCCCAGGAAAUGCUUGUCGAUAUUGGCUGGCCCUGGGGUUUCGGUACCUUCGCCUUCCUGACACCAGUCAUUUGUGCACCUUUGUACAUUCUUCUCAAAGUCAACUUGCACAAGGCCAAGAAGAACAUUCUACCUAAGAAGGCCAGCGGUAGGACGUUGAAAGAGAGUGUAUGGCACUAUCUACUCGAAUUUGACAUUCUCGGCGUUUUCCUCUUCGCGACCGGCUUGAUCAUAUUCCUCCUCCCAUUCAACAUCGCCGCGACAGCCCCCAACGGUUGGGCAACGGGUUACAUCAUCGCUAUGAUCGUCGUCGGUUUCGUCCUCCUUAUCGGUUUCGCCGUCAACGAAGUGUACAUCGCGCCUGUUCCUUUCCUCAAGUUCCACUUCCUUGCCGACAGAACACUAGUGGGUGCGUGUUUACUAGAUCUGACAUAUCAGAUUUCGUAUUAUUGCUGGAACAACUACUUCACAUCUUUCCUUCAAGUCGUCAACUAUCUUUCAGUAUCUGAAGCUGGUUAUGUCAACAACACCUUCAACGUGGUAUCUGGCUUCCUCUUGUUCCUUGUGGGAUGGGGUAUCAGGAAGACUGGCUACUUCAAGUGGCUUCUUUGGAUCGGCGUACCACUUUACAUCUUUGCUCAGGGACUGAUGAUAUACUUCCGUAGUCCAACGGGGUACGUCGGGUAUCUCGUCAUGACACAGAUCUUCAUCUCGGUCGGGGGCAGUGUCUUCACCAUCUGUAUGCAACUCGCAGUGUUGGCAGCAGUUGACCACCAGCAUGUUGCCGCAGCCUUGGCCAUGUUGAACGUGACUGGUACAGCAGGCGGAAGUAUUGGUUACACUAUUUCUGGCGCCAUUUGGACAAAUACGUUUGAGAAGGCGUUGCGAAGAUAUCUACCGUCCAAUGCACUAAAUAACCUUGAAGCCAUCUAUGGCGAUCUUGAUACCCAGUUGAGUUAUGCAAAGGGAACUCCCGAGCGUAUCGGCAUUCAGAAAGCGUACGGGUAUGCCCAAACCAGAAUGUUGGCUGCUGGAACGGCGAUUAUGGCUUUAUCGUUUAUUUGGGUGGCACUGAUUCGGAACUUGAAGGUGUCAGAAAUGAAGCAGACAAAAGGAAACGUGUUCUAA